This is a messenger RNA of Conger conger (European conger), 2290 nucleotides long. It is a transcript of the gene cpne4b, whose product is annotated as copine IVb. The transcript has 16 exons. The record is from RefSeq and is a predicted model, not a curated record. Bases 219 to 1874 code for a protein of 551 amino acids. Lineage: Eukaryota; Metazoa; Chordata; Actinopteri; Anguilliformes; Congridae. Gene Ontology annotation, molecular function: calcium-dependent phospholipid binding. Gene Ontology annotation, biological process: cellular response to calcium ion. Gene Ontology annotation, cellular component: plasma membrane.
GAGAGGAGUUUGAGGCAAACUCACUUCAAGACGGCUAGUUCUCCUCUUGCUGAUACAAGCGCUGUGGAUUGAGGAUGGGUUCAGUCCCACUGCAUGGAGUGUUCUCUCUUUAAAACGACUUUACUGUAAUCACAAUCUAUAAAUUAAGCAAAUUUCUUUGCACUACUGCUUGGGAUUAUUUUUUGUAUGUUCACUGAAGCACAAGCAUCUCAUAGAAAAUGAGCAACAUUUACGAGUCAGCGGCCAACACCCUGGGCCUCUUCAACAGCCCCUGCCUGACCAAAGUGGAGUUACGUGUUGCCUGCAAAGGGAUAUCUGACCGGGAUGCCCUGUCCAAACCAGACCCCUGCGUCAUCCUCAAAAUGCAGUCUCACGGCCAAUGGUUCGAGGUUGACAGGACAGAGGUGAUCCGCAGCAGCAUAAACCCUGUCUUCUCCAAAGUGUUUACUGUGGACUUCUACUUUGAGGAGGUUCAGCGGCUACGCUACGAGCUCCACGACAUCAGCAGCAACCAUAACGGGCUGAAGGAGGCUGACUUCCUCGGGGCCAUGGAGUGCACACUUGGCCAGAUUGUAUCCCAGAGAAAACUUUCAAAAGCUUUACUCAAACAGGGAAACACUGCUGGAAAGUCAUCCAUCACGGUUACAGCAGAGGAGUUAUCUGGAAACGACGACUAUGUGGAGCUCUCCUUCAGUGCAAGAAAAUUGGAUGACAAGGACUUCUUCAGUAAGUCAGAUCCAUUUUUGGAAAUAUUCAGAAUAAACGACGACGGUACCGGUUCACUCGUCCACCGGACUGAGACUGUUAUGAACAAUCUCAGCCCAGUCUGGAAAUCUUUCAAAGUCUCAUUGAACACUUUGUGCAGCGGAGACCAUGACCGUGAACUAAAGUGCACUGUGUGGGACUGGGACUCUAAUGGGAAGCACGACUUCAUUGGAGAAUUUCAGACGACGUUUAAGGACAUGAAAGCAGCACUGGACGGGAGACAGUGGGAAUGUAUAAACCCAAAGUAUCAGGUCAAGAAGAAGAAUUACAGGAACUCUGGUGUUGUUAUUCUAAACCAUUGCAAGAUCAUCAAGAUGCACUCCUUCCUUGAUUACAUCAUGGGAGGAUGUCAAAUUCAGUUUACAGUAGCUAUUGAUUUCACAGCGUCUAACGGGGACCCUAGAAACAGCUGCUCAUUGCACUACAUCCACCCAUACCAACCGAACGAGUAUCUGAAGGCUCUGGUCGCCGUGGGGGAAAUCUGCCAGGACUAUGACAGUGACAAAAUGUUCCCUGCCUUUGGGUUUGGAGCUCAAAUACCACCUGACUUCAAGGUUUCUCACGAUUUUGCUGUGAACUUUGAUGAAGACAACCCAGAGUGUGCUGGUAUCCAGGGUGUUGUUGAAGCCUAUCAGAACUGCCUUCCUAAAAUCCAGCUGUACGGCCCAACCAACAUCGCUCCCAUCAUCCAGAAAGUGGCUAGCUCUGCCUCUGAGGAAAUGCACACCAAAGAGGCCAUGGAGUAUUUCAUCCUGUUGAUCCUGACGGACGGCGUCAUCACCGACAUGGCGGACACCCGGGAGGCCAUCGUGCACGCCUCCCACCUGCCCAUGUCCGUCAUCAUCGUGGGGGUGGGCAACGCCGACUUCAGCGACAUGCAGAUGCUGGACGGGGACGACGGGAUUCUGCGAUCGCCCAAGGGGGAGCCCGUCCUCCGGGACAUCGUGCAGUUUGUGCCGUUCCGCCAGUUCAAACAUGCCUCUCCUGCAGCCCUGGCAAAGAGCGUUUUAGCAGAAGUACCCAACCAGGUGGUUGACUACUACAAUGGAAAAGGAAUCAAGCCUAAGUGUCUCUCCGAUUUUGAGUCUUCCAGGACAUUCAGCCCAUGACGUUAUCACACACACUUCCACAUUGUCCGUGCAGAAAUAGCAUGUUUUGGUGAUUUCUAACUUACAGCUUUGUUGCAUGUCUGGCCCUUGAGGCCUGCAGCUGUAACCUAACAGUGUUCCUGAAGAAAUUUGUAUAUAGAGAACAAAGCAAUUAACUGACUCCUUUCCAUAAGAGCAUGUUGACUUGGAAAACAUAUACAAAAUAACUGUUUUGGUUUUUCUACAGGUUUGUUGAGAUUUUGCUAAAUUUCUUAAUAUUCUUACAUUGUAAAGUAUUUUGGAUCAAUGAAAGUCAAUAGCAGCUAUAACUGUAUUAGAUUCAUCUGCUUCGGACUGAAUAUUUUUUUUCCCAGAUAAAGCAGAAAAACGGACUGUAUUUUGCAUGUCAAUAAUAAAAAAACAGUUUUUUUGUUUUU